Molecule: messenger RNA, 876 nt
Organism: Microplitis mediator
Lineage: Eukaryota; Metazoa; Arthropoda; Insecta; Hymenoptera; Braconidae
Product: non-structural maintenance of chromosomes element 3 homolog
Exons: 4
Coding region: 122-817 (231 amino acids)
Cellular component (GO): nucleus
Source: RefSeq, a predicted model, not a curated record
AUUUCCGUUCGAAUCGCUCAUGUGGGCUUAAAUUUGUUUAUAUAGAUUUGACACAUAACCAAAAAAUUUGAUAUCCUUACUAAUUAUUAAUUACUAUAAUUAAUAAAUCAAUUUUAAAAAAAUGUCUCAAAGAGUACGUCGACGUCCGGCGGCAUCUCAAGCUCCGGCAGAAAAUUUGGACCAUCUGUCAAAUCGAGUUUUAAAAUAUUUAUUAGAAAAAAGCCGUAAAAAGUACGCAGUAAAAACAACUGACAUAAAAAAAUACGCAUUAGGUAAACAUGCCGAUCAUUUUAGGUCAGUUAUCAAUAACGUAAAAAUUAAGUUACGAAAUAUAUAUGGUUACAAUUUAAUUCAUGUCGCGGGAGCUCAAUAUUUUACAUCAAAUUUGUUUGUUAAUAAAUAUUUGAAGUCUAUGAGUUCUCCCCGCGAGUCAGCAGAACAGACGCUUAUUUUUUUGGUACUUGGGUUUAUUUUCAUGUGCGCUGAAAACAGUGAGCAUGCGAUUAUUGUUGAAGACGAGAUCUGGGAUUUUUUUACAAACAUGAACAUCAUCAGCGAGCACAAUAGCUGUCAUCCGUACUUUGGAAAUGUCAAGGAAUUAAUUAGCGAUAAAUUUGUUAAACAAUUGUAUUUGGCUAAAAGAAAGGACAGAGAAACUGAUGCUGUUUGGUAUGAAUGGGGACCACGCGCUAAUGAAGAAGUUGACAGGCGCUCAGUAUUAAAAUUUGUGUCUAAGAUUUACAACCGCCAGAUAGAAAAUUUUGCCGAGCAGUACAAGGCCAUGAAACGUCACGAGCGUUCAGCAUUACAAGAAUAAAAAUAAUAUUUAUUCCUUAAAUAUAGAAUAUAUUUUUAUACAUUAUAAAGACUGUUAAU